AUGAGCGGGGCCGGCGCGGCGCUGGCCUCGUCGGCAUUGGGCCUCUGCGGGGAGGACGGGAGGGCGGAGUGGCUGCGCUUCUACGAUCAGGUCGAGGCGCAGGUGGAGGCGCUGGCCGCCGACCGCGCGCAUCUAGAGGCGACAAGGGGCGAGGGGGAGGAGGCGCCCGCCGCUAAACUCCAAGAGGGUGAUCUGGAGGAUGUCAGAGCUUGUAGAGGUCUUCUUGCCCUACCAAGCACUGAAUCUAAGCCGAAGGAAGUUCAAGAUCGUCUAGAGCUUGGUGAAGACACUGGGGAUCAUGAGCACAGUGUAAAAGUGCUGAGAGCAAACCUUAGAAAACUAAAGGGAGCUUUUGAGACCCUGAUGUCAAAGAAGGAUAAGGAUAUUUAUUCAGUAAAAGUUGUUCUUUUGAACCAGUUGAAUACAAUGGAAAAGGAAAGCAUGCUCUCUGAGAACAAGAAACUAGAGGCAGCACAAGCUACUGAAGAAGCGAAGAAGCUUCAGCAGAACGUACAGGCGCUGCGCGUCGCAACUCAAAACAAGGACAAUGAGAUUGGCAGACUCCAUGCAGAAGCUCUUGUGGCUCAACAGAAGCUACAUGAAAUGGAUUCCUUGCUGAAGGAGAAAGAUGAAAGUAUUGAAAAACUCCAUACGGAAAACAUUGGAUUACGUGCUGUAAAGGAUUUUGUUUGGAGCCAGUUCCGGAUAAAGGAGCAGGAGCUGCUGGACUACGCCGUGCUUCUUAAGAACAAGGAAGUGGCAGCAGCACAAGCUACUGAAGCAGCGCAAAAGCUAGUAAAGGAGAAUCGCACGAUGGAGGCAGAAGUUGUUGAUUAUGGAAACAAGUUAUUGAUUCUAGAGGAUAAGCUAAAGGAGACGCGCUCCUUGGUGAAGGAGAAAGAUGAAGAAAUCCAAGAACUCAGGAAUCGCCAACCUGAGACCACGAGUCUGAAGCGCAAGUGCGCCUCUUCCUUGUCAAAUGAGACUAGUAAAAAGCGCAGGAGGGAUAUCAUUGGGAUGCAUAUAGCUUCUAUUCGGCGAUGCAAGUCCGGCAGACAGUGCUUUGGACGUCGCACAUGCCUUCUUGUCUAG
Molecule: messenger RNA, 1092 nt
Organism: Triticum urartu
Lineage: Eukaryota; Viridiplantae; Streptophyta; Magnoliopsida; Poales; Poaceae
Source: RefSeq, a predicted model, not a curated record